AUGACAUCCAAUUGGACUGAAGACAUACUAAAAGAAUUGAACCUACGAGAUGAAAAAGAGAAACAGAAUUCAUCUUAUUUUAUAGCAUUCAGCCAACUAUCCCAGAAACUAACUAACAAAGGCACCGGACACCGACCAACCAUAUCAUCAUCAUCAACUGAUUCAUCAGUACCACCAUCGUCAGGAUCAUCUUCAUCAGACUCGCCGUCUCCUUCACUUACUGCUCCUGUAUCCAAACAAAAUCAAUCUACUACAGCUAUCAUUGAUGAGUUUACAUUAAAAGAAAAUCAAACGUUGAAAAUGGAGAACAAUGAACUAAUUCAAAGCUUGAAUCAAUCAACUAUAACGAAUGAAAAGCUAGAAUCAAUAAUUCAACAACAAUCAAAUAUUAUUAAAUCUCUAGAGAGUAAAAAUACCAAGUUGAAGAAUAAAAUAGAUGGAAUGGUACUAGAGAUCAAAGAAAAGAAUAAAACAAUUGAGUUGAUUAAUGAUGAAAUAUUAACUAAUCAAAUUCAGUUCAAUGUUAUGCGAGACAAACUUGAAAAGCUAGAGAAACAGUAA
Messenger RNA from Candida tropicalis MYA-3404, 561 nucleotides. RefSeq lists its product as uncharacterized. Bases 1 to 561 code for a protein of 186 amino acids. The record is from RefSeq and is a predicted model, not a curated record. The transcript has a single exon. Lineage: Eukaryota; Fungi; Ascomycota; Pichiomycetes; Serinales; Debaryomycetaceae.